This is a messenger RNA of Penicillium daleae, 432 nucleotides long. RefSeq names its product DIM1 family thioredoxin-like protein. The coding region runs from base 1 to 432 and encodes 143 amino acids. Gene Ontology annotation, cellular component: U5 snRNP; spliceosomal complex; U4/U6 x U5 tri-snRNP complex. The record is from RefSeq and is a predicted model, not a curated record. Lineage: Eukaryota; Fungi; Ascomycota; Eurotiomycetes; Eurotiales; Aspergillaceae. The transcript is spliced from 4 exons. Gene Ontology annotation, biological process: mRNA splicing, via spliceosome.
AUGGGUUCGAUCGUACUGCCUCACCUUCGAACUGCUUGGCAUGUUGACCAGGCCAUCCUCUCCGAAGAGGAACGCCUUGUGGUGAUUCGCUUCGGGCGCGACCACGAUCCCGACUGUAUUCGUCAGGAUGAACUCCUAUACAAGAUUGCCGAGCGGGUGAAGAACUUCGCCGUCAUUUACCUGUGCGACAUCGACGAGGUCCCCGAUUUCAACUCGAUGUACGAGCUCUACGAUACGAUGACGAUCAUGUUCUUCUACCGCAAUAAACACAUGAUGUGCGAUUUCGGAACGGGUAACAAUAACAAGUUGAAUUGGGUGUUGGAAGACAAGCAGGAGUUGAUCGACAUCAUCGAAACCAUCUACAAGGGCGCGAAGAAGGGCCGUGGUUUGGUCGUCAGUCCAAAGGAUUAUUCGACGAGAUACCGAUACUGA